GGAGGCGGCAACGACGCCUGCGCAGUGUGACCGGGAUGGCGCAUUUUCUUGCACCGAGUAAUGCGGUGUUGCUGGCGGCUGAGGAGGGUGGAGAGUUCUGUGGUGAAAUAGUGGGAGGGAUUCCUGUAGGCAACGGGAAGAGCCUAUGUCCACACUGUAAAGUAGGGAGUUGAUGAAGUGGGCUGCUACUCCCGGACCGGCGGCGUCAAAGUCGUGAUAUCAUCGUUGAACCAUUAGCUUUGAAGUUUAAAUCCAAUGGAGAAGACUCAAGAAACAGUCCAAAGAAUUCUUCUAGAACCCUAUAAAUACCUACUUCAGUUACCAGGUAAACAAGUGAGAACCAAACUUUCACAGGCAUUUAAUCAUUGGCUGAAAGUUCCAGAGGACAAGCUACAGAUUAUUAUUGAAGUGACAGAAAUGUUGCAUAAUGCCAGUUUACUCAUCGAUGAUAUUGAAGACAACUCAAAACUCCGACGUGGCUUUCCAGUGGCCCACAGCAUCUAUGGAAUCCCAUCUGUCAUCAAUUCUGCCAAUUAUGUAUAUUUCCUCGGCUUGGAGAAAGUCUUAACCCUUGAUCACCCAGAUGCAGUGAAGCUUUUUACCUGCCAACUUUUGGAACUCCAUCAGGGACAAGGCCUAGAUAUUUACUGGAGGGAUAAUUACACUUGUCCCACAGAAGAAGAAUAUAAAGCUAUGGUGCUGCAGAAAACAGGUGGACUGUUUGGAUUAGCAGUAGGUCUCAUGCAGUUGUUCUCUGAUUACAAAGAAGACUUAAAACCACUACUUAAUACACUUGGGCUCUUUUUCCAAAUUAGGGAUGAUUAUGCUAAUCUACACUCCAAAGAAUAUAGUGAAAACAAAAGUUUUUGUGAAGAUCUAACAGAGGGAAAGUUUUCAUUUCCUACUAUUCAUGCUAUUUGGUCGAGGCCUGAAAGCACCCAGGUGCAGAAUAUCUUGCGCCAGAGAACAGAAAACAUAGACAUUAAAAAGUACUGUGUACAUUAUCUUGAGGAUGUAGGCUCCUUUGAGUACACUCGUAAUACUCUUAAAGAGCUUGAAGCUAAAGCCUAUAAACAGAUUGAUGCACGUGGUGGGAACCCUGAGCUAGUAGCCCUAAUAAAGCACUUAAGUAAGAUGUUCAGAGAAGAAAACGAAUAAUGUUAAGCCAUUCUGGAUUGGGCCUCAUAGCUUAUUUUAGUUAAUCAUUUUUUGUCUUGUAGCCUACCACCUUUUAAAAAUUUUGGUCCAAGCUGCUAUUCCUCAAAAACUGAGUAAAUAGGUGAGUAGGGGUGAUGCAAGUGAUUCUGUUUCAAUUUAGAAAAACCUCUAUACAGAUAAUCAAAAGUUGGAAGAAUCAAAAGAAGCCACAGUUAUGUAGGUCUCAUUUGAACAUCAUCAUUACAGUGGGAGGACAUUGUCACCAACUCUGCCAUACUACUGUCAAUGUUGUGUUUAUUCUGUCAAUAAAAAGGACUCACUUCCAGGAA
Molecule: messenger RNA, 1487 nt
Organism: Callithrix jacchus (white-tufted-ear marmoset)
Lineage: Eukaryota; Metazoa; Chordata; Mammalia; Primates; Cebidae
Gene: GGPS1
Product: geranylgeranyl diphosphate synthase 1
Biological process (GO): isoprenoid biosynthetic process
Molecular function (GO): prenyltransferase activity
Source: RefSeq, a predicted model, not a curated record